Aplysia californica (California sea hare) is the source of this 8698-nucleotide messenger RNA. RefSeq names its product ER degradation-enhancing alpha-mannosidase-like protein 1. Bases 117 to 1904 code for a protein of 595 amino acids. NCBI's taxonomy places the organism in Eukaryota, Metazoa, Mollusca, Gastropoda, Aplysiida, Aplysiidae. Gene Ontology annotation, cellular component: membrane; endoplasmic reticulum. The record is from RefSeq and is a predicted model, not a curated record. Gene Ontology annotation, biological process: mannose trimming involved in glycoprotein ERAD pathway; carbohydrate metabolic process; endoplasmic reticulum mannose trimming. Gene Ontology annotation, molecular function: calcium ion binding; mannosyl-oligosaccharide 1,2-alpha-mannosidase activity. The transcript is spliced from 12 exons.
UAUGAGUAAGUAGGUCAUGCCAUGGAUUUGUUGUGGGAUGAUCGAAAUAUUGCUGAUGGCCUGUAGCCUGUAGUCUGUCGUGAAAUGUUGGAAGGUUUUUCUUUAUGUAAAGGAACAUGAGAGUUGAAAAUAUUAAUUUGUUCACUAUAUUUUUUAUGGUGUAUCCAUCGUGCUAUAGUUUUUACAACUUUGAACAUGACUGGGAUCCUUUCCAUAGCAAAUACUCCCAUUUUAGUGAGAAGGAACGAUUACAGAUGGUGGAAGAGUCGAGGAACAUGUUUCGGUUUGGCUAUGACAGUUACAUGAAACAUGCAUUUCCAGAGGAUGAGUUGGAUCCUAUUCAUUGCCGAGGAAGAGGCGCUGAUCACGACCAUCCGGAUAAUAUAAACAUCAAUGAUGUCCUUGGAGAUUAUGUCCUGACCUUAGUAGAGUCAUUGGACACUCUGGCAAUCAUGGGUAACAGCUCUGAGUUUAAGAGAGCAGUGCAGCUGGCCAUAGAGCAUGUGUCUUUUAACAAGAACACCACAGUGCAAGUGUUUGAGGCUACUAUCAGAAUGGUAGGCUCAUUGCUGUCUGCCCAUCUGAUCAUUGUGGACCCGCGACAACCUCUGGGUGACAUGCGGGUACCUGGCUAUGAGAAUGAAUUGCUUGACCUUGCUCACGACCUGGCUACCAGACUUCUGCCUGCCUUCAGCAAUACAAGAACGGGCAUCCCAUACCCAAGAGUCUCUUUGAGGGACGGAGUACCAGAAAAUUGUAUCAAUGAGACGUGCACCUCAGGGGCGGGAACUCUGAUACUGGAGUUUGGCAUCCUGUCACGUCUGUUGAAUGACCCAGUUUAUGAGGGUUUAGCACGCCGAGCGGUGACAAAUCUAUGGCAGUUGAGGUCAAAUGUCACAGGGUUAUUAGGCAAUGUGAUCAACAUCCAGACUGGCGAGUGGGUCGGCCCCAUGAGUGGGCUUGGAGCAGGCAUUGAUUCCUUCUUUGAAUAUUUAUUGAAGGCGUACAUUCUGUUUGGGGACAAAAAUGACUUGAAAAUGUUCAAUGAAUCGUAUGAGACGAUCAAAUUUCACAUGAGAAGAGGGAGAACCAAAUGUAACACUGGCACUGGCAACACCCCUCUGUAUGUGAAUGUCAACAUGAAGACCGGUGAGACGGUCAACACCUGGAUUGAUGCACUACAGGCUGCAUGGUCAGCAGUGCAGGUGUUGAAUGGUGAUAUUGAGGAAGCUAUAUGCUCACACGCUUUGUAUUAUGCUAUCUGGCAACGCUAUGAGGCUUUGCCAGAGAGGUACAACUGGCAACUGAAGGCCCCUGAUAUCAGGUUUUACCCAUUACGGCCAGAACUGAUUGAGUCUACAUACUUUCUGUACCAAGCUACCAAAAAUCCGUUCUACCUUCAUGUUGGCAGGGACAUUCUCAACAGCAUCAAUGAACAUACCAAAGAAAGGUGUGGUUUCUGCACCAUUCAUGAUGUGCACACCAAGGAGUUGGAGGAUAGAAUGGAGAGCUUCUUCCUGAGCGAGACUUGCAAGUAUCUCUAUCUGUUAUUUGACGUUGAUAACCCGGUGAAUCGAGAGUUUUCUCGUUACCUCUUUUCCACCGAGGGGCACAUCUUUCCCCUGGACCAGAACUUUCAUCGGAAGCCAUGGGAGGAUGAGGAGGCCAAGUGGAGGUCGGAGGCUGAGGUGUUGGCAGCAGCGGCUGCGGAGCAGAUGUCGGAGCCAGGGAAACUGGAAGGUCCAGGCUUCAGCGCCAACAGUAGGCCUGUUCUCACUGAUGCUCGGAUGAAUUCAUCAAAUUGCCAUUCCCUGUCUCCUGAACGCCGCUACAAUCUUCCAAUCUUGAGCCCAUAUCUCACCCAGAUGGAAGUGGCAGUAGGUCUCAGAGAUGGGAGCUCCUAACUCAGGAUCGGGAAAGUCGCAAACACGAUGACUUGUAUUUAGAACGGGAUGGGGGGACUGAUUUUUGUGAGGCACGCGGAAGGUUGUGAUGACAACGUCAACUAAUGCAUCCUCUACCUCAAAAGAUGAGUGCGGACUACAGUGCCAAACCAUAUGUUGUGACAUAUUCAACCGAAAAAGUGCUGAGUUAAAGAGAUAUCUAAUUUAUGUUUGUAUGCCAUCUUCUAUUGGCUUUUUUUUAGUUGAAUGUGUCAUGAUUAGAUGGUUAGUGUUGUAGUGUGAUUCUUUGCCAUAGUAAGUUAAACAUGCGUGAUGUUUACUUUGUGCCUCGGUUUGAUGAUGCACGGCCAUCUGCGCAGAUCCUCUACGUAAAAAUCCUCUGUGAUACUUGUAUGUUGAAAUGUUUGUUGAUGAGGCAAGGAUAAGGGGUUUUUUGAGUUUGGGAAUGUGAGAUUGUAUAAAACUGUAGUAUGUUCUGAUUUCUGAUAACUAGUCUGCUUAAUUUUUUUUUUCAAGAUGUAGAUCUUGUGUAAAACUGCAGAAUUCCAUCUUGUAUUUUGCUUGCCUGUUUGUUCACACAAGUUGAGCAUAAAGGACAUUUUUUUUUCUGUCUGAGUGCUGUAAUUUGUUGGUUUGCUGAUGCUCUAAUGUGGUCUGUUCUCCUCUUACUUUCAAUGUUUUUGUUGCCCUAAUCUAUUCCACUCAGAGUAAGCUUGUCAUCACACUGACUGGCCAUGAAACUCGAAUACUAAGGAGGAUGGGCUACAGUUGAGAACUUUGGGAGGGGGGGAGGAGUAUUUGCCCAAGAAGGGUGAUUGUGGACCUGGAAUACUCAACCUUUUAUGGUCAAAGGCCACACGUGAUACUUUUAGAUUUUGAGGGUCCAUUUUACUCAUGUUGAGAGUAGUUUUGUGGGUUUAAAAGUUUGAGGUUUAUUUUUGUUUGUUUUUGGUAUCAGCUUAGGUCUACACUUUGCAGGACACUAUUUGGUAAUUUUAAAGGUGAGACUUUUGGUGAACAUUGAGUUUGUGGCAAACAGCCUUGUCAAGGGAUAUAAAAAAGAAAAAAUUUGGCAGCUGUGCUCAUUUUUUACAACAUGGUAGAGUUUUAGCUUUUUUUAUCUUACUUUGAGGACCAGUUGAAAAUCAUGUGGCUCACUACUUUUGGCCUUUUAAGCUGUGUGUUGAACACCCUUGUCGUAGACAUACAUAAUGCAUAUUUGAUUACGUGAAGUCUACCCAUGUAUUCAUUGUCUGACCAUGCGUGUUACAAAUGGGUUUGGUUAUUUUCAUUGUGCAUGGUAGUGUUUUCAAUUUUUUGCAUCUCGUUUCUCUGGUUUUGACAUGUAGACAAAAAUGUUUGCUAGCUAAUAUCAAAUCAGGUAAAUAAUGCAGGUCAUUUCAUCACAAUGAAAGAAAUAUGAGAAAUUCACAUUUUUUUUCUUCCUGUCUCAUAUUCUGAGUGUCCAUGAAUUAUAUUUCUCUGAAGUGCCUUACCUGUUGUAUAUACAGGCAAUUUGUAAAUGUCAACGCAGCAAAUGUUUUGUUUUCUUGCAAUAAUUACUCACCCGAUGUUGUCCAACGCUUCUCUUCCACAUCACUAUGACUUUUGCCUGUACACUCCUUGAUGUUUCCAAGACAGCAUAUCCCUGGUCUUCCUUCCUAUUGCUCUCUUACUUGCCACUGAUUGCACUUGUCUCUCAAAUUAGAUGAUCUCUAGUUAGUGGCGAACAGCUAAACAUGUUUACAGUUAACUGUGAUCCCCUGAGUCUAGAACCCCCCCCCCCCCCCCUCCAUGGAGUUACUUCUCAACCUCUGGACAAAUCUUUUUAGCUUUCUUAUCUUUCAUCCUCUUUUCUUUGUUACAGUUUUUCUAUCAAGUCUAUUUUGGUGUCGACUUUCUCGGAAUCACUCUACUUUUGUGAAAUUUGUUCUGUUUGUAUUUUCCUCCAACUAAAGUUUGAUCUCACUCUCAGCUGUAUAUCAACGAACACUUGCAAGAGUUAUUUUAUUUUAAUUGAAUGUUUGUCAUGUUCACAGUUUUUCUUGCCGGUAAACAUUGUUGUCUGUUCUUUUGCUGUGUUUUUUUCCCCAAUAGCCAAAGAAUGAAGGUCCUAGAUAAAAUGAAAAGAAGAACUUUGUAUUAUUUUAUACCUUGCAGGGCUUAAAUAGGUCAUUUCUAUUUUGGCAACUGCUGCUGAUACUGUCUGUUUCUUUGACUGUCUUGUUAAUGGCGUUUCAGGAGGUUAUGUUCUUGUGACUCAAUAGUCAUGGUCAAGGAGAGAAAAUAUUUCCAGUUUACGUUGACUCUCAUGCACUUAUAUGGGGAUUAAAAAUGUGUUGGACUGGGAAGGAUAAAAAUGCUGUUAUAUAGAUGUAUGUAGGAGAAGCCUUGAAAAAAAUAAAAUUAUUUUCUUUUGAUGAGUUCAUAUUUUAGGCAUACUAGAGCUGAAGCAGAAUAAUCAUUGAGUUGGGAAGCUUUAAUCACUAAAAGGCUUGAGUUCUCGAGUCAUUCAGCUGUUUUUUGGCUUCUGGAAGUUUAUAGCCCGGUGACUGCUUGUGUAAUGUUUCUGCCUUUCACGGCUGCAUAUGAAAGACACAUGUUUGAUUCCAGUACAGGGAAGUCUAUUUGAAAGAGUAUCUCUGUCUUUCUGAUUGGAUGUUGUGGAAUAAAACAUACAAUUAGCAAAGAGAUUUAUUAAUAGAAGUGAAGCUACAACUUAUUAGGCCUGUGAAGUCUUUCAUGUGUUAUUGUAUACCACUGCACAUUUUCCAGGGUAGUUUUCAAAUGUGCUUGGGUUAAUGUGUCCUGUCUAAGAAGGAAUUAUGAAUCUAUGUAUUUAUUAAUUAAUGAGACUGCUUGAAUUUGAAUCAGCAACUGUAUAGCGUGUGUGUGUGUGUGUGUGUGUAUUAUGGCACCUCUGGAAACCUGCAAUCAGUCACGUUUCUGACAAAAUCAGGUUUUGAAAUCAAACUAAAGGGAGGGCCGCAGCUCACCUACUGUAAAAGUUUGAGAAUUCAACUCACAAUAGAACGUGAGAUAUGGCAUUAAGAAAUCUGGUUGUAUUGUAAGAAUGUGAUUUCUAAAAAUGCACCAGAAUACUGAUAUACGUUAAGAUACCACAGUUUUCCAUUAUGUUUUAGCAAAGGAAAUGUUGUCGUUACUAGAGUUUCUGCUCUUUACAAUCUUUCAGGAUUUCUAUUUUGUAUGUUCAAUAUGGAAUGGUACUUUCAAAGUGAAUUCUGGUCAUAACUUAACUCUUUGAACCCCAUUGGACGCUGGGAGCAUCCAGUACUAGCGACAACUGUUUCAUUUUAUUUACUGCUAGUUUUUGCUUGUUUGUCGGAAAUAUUUGCGAACCAAGUUUUUUUUGUAAUGAAUAAGCCUUUGUUUACGCAAUUUAGAAGUUGGAGGCAAGCUUUUGGGGUUAUAAUGAGACAUAGUGCAGCAGGUUUAGGUGAGUGUAGAAAAAAAACCUCUGGGGAAACAGUGGAAAAAAUCAGGGCUUAAAGAGUUAAGAUAAUGCAGUAUUCCUUUGAAAAAAAAUGUCACGUCUUGUUCAGUAUUUCAAAAUUAAGCUUUUGUAACUCGACAUACAACACUUUUUUUCUUGUGGGAUCGUUAAAACUGCAAAAAAAAUGUCAUCAAUUUGGCAAAGUACCCGGUAAAAAAAAAUCUGAUCCCUGUGUAUGGCAGCAGCAAGCAGAUGUGCAUCCUGCGCAGUGACUCUUUGGCUUUUCUAUCAUGGCUAUGAAAGGAUUUAAAGUUUUUUUCUCUUUCCCGAACAGUUGCUAUUUUUGAGCUAUGACAGUUUACAGUAUGGGUUUCGGUGUUUAUAGAUGUACAUGUAUGCACAUUGAUGUGCGUUUGUAUGUUCCUAUAUGUGUAUGGAUGUGUGUGUAUGUUUAUGUAUGUGUAUGUGUGUUUGUUUGCAUAUGUGAGUUUGUUUAUUUAUGUAUUGUGUAUGCAUUAUUUUAUGAUUUAAUACAACUUUGUUGCCCCAAUGAACUAAUGCUUUGUCAGCUUCAGAGAACAGUAAUAGGUAGUGGGACAAAAACUGUAUCUGCUGUGCUUGCUAGAUUUUGUGGCAACCUCAGGGGUGGCUAGUAUAAUUAUUUGGAAAGCUUAUAUCACAUACUUUUCAUUUCUAAAGACUUAUACCUUGAACACAUGGAUAUUAUUGAGUAAAAGACCAUUGAAAUAUAUAUGUUAAGUAUCAGUGGGAAAACUAACAAGGGAAACAACUGAUAUAAAGAAAAAAAUCGGCUAAGGGACAUAAUCAAUUCACGAAGGGAAAUAACUCAUAAGUGAAUGAUGCACUUGAGAUCAAUGUUACCUUCCAUUUUUCCGCCAUCUUUGUUUACAUAGAUUAUAAUGCAGCGAUUGGCUGUUGAUACAAGAAGAAAACAUUCGUUGUUAAUAACUUUCACAUUACUCGCUUUAUAAUAAUUAUUAUAUCCCAAAUUUUUAAGUCGAAAUUUGCGAGAAUGUCGACUUGUUGUAGGUAUAAGUCUGCAGAAAUGUAUCUUUCAUGUAAAGCUUUAUCAAUUUAUACCAUCAGACAAUCGCCACCCUCGAGGCUGCCACGCUGGUACAUGAUAGUUUUUGUCCCUCUGCCUGUAAACAGAUAUAAGUGUUUAUCUGAGGAUGUCUUUUUUUCUCAAAGAAUAUUGCAUGUGACUGGCAUUCAGGGAAGCCACUUUUCCAAAAUUUUCAGGUGUCACAGAAAUAUGGAAUAAUUCAAACUGUUUUAGUUAUGUGACAAAGGUAGAUAUCACAAUAUGUGAAUGUUCUGUCAACUUUUCUUUAUUUUUUUUCUUACCAUUAACAUGUUCUAGAAUCUUCCUUCGUCUACAUCGCAGUACCACCAUAACAGGCAUAAAGCUUUGUGCUUGUCUGUCGAGCAGAGAGCAAUCAGUGUAGUGCUAUUAAAGAUAAAUGGUGGCAACUAAAGGGCUUUGUAACAAAGUGUUCUGCUAGUUUCUAUUGGCAGAUCAGAAAAAUUUGUUACAGCUUGAGUUUUUCUGCUCACUUUUGAAGCUGCAAUCUAGCAGAAAGAUUCUUUUUCCACAACACACAGUGGUCCAGAAUAGCAAUAAUGUGGAACAUUUUACUUUGACCCAAGUUAUGCACUCUGUGGUAAACACGAACCCCUCCCCCCCAAAAAACCCAUUAACUUUCUUUGUACUGUUUUUGGAGAUGCAAUAUAAUGUAAAUAUUUCUUUUUAAAUUUUAAUGCAUUUGGUUGCAGUUCUCUUCAAGAUUUUUACUUAACAGGGACCUGUUCUGUCAAACAAGAAUAGCCUCAGGAGUCGGGUGCAGUCUUAGUUUUAGGGUAUCAUUUUCAACAUGGUCUGACAUUGACGACAAAGUGUGCACUUUGGAUACCUCAAAAGGGAAAGGGUUUUUUUUGUUAUCAAAAGCUGAUAUCAGAAUAUCAAUUUUUUAGAAAGUAAGUGUGUCCUACAACACAAUUUAACCAGAAAGUGAUCCAAAGCAGAAUGGCUGUUUGACCUGUAGUUCAGAUCACUCAAAGCUUUUCAUAUCAUUUGGAUUUGGCUUGCUGUAAUGUGUCCUUUUAUCCUUUUUUAGUUGGUACUGAUUUUUCAUGUUUUAAGGGGAGAUCUGAAGUAGACCUAAGUCAAAAAUCACUUUUGCCGUCUGUGUGAAUGUUGUCUUGAUCAUCUUCAUCACCUCAGACUUAACCAUCAGAGGGACAGGCAGCUUCAGUGUUGUGUAUUUGUAACUUUAAUUUGACCUGUUUGUUUGGUAAGAGUUUUACCGUGCUCACAACUAUAUAAGUUGAUAUGUUUGAAGGACUAUGGCAACACAUUUGCCCAUUAUUAUUCUACAAAUUUCUUGGUUAACGAGUUUGAGAAAAGGCGUUUCAAAGCCCCUGUACAUUACCUUUAAGACAAGCCUGUCUUUCUAAACUUUACAGAGUUUUAAUUUUUGCAUUUUACAUACCUGUAAUCCGCACUUUUUGCCUUGUUUAUACUUAUUCCUUUUUCCUUUUGAACAUUAAUUUGAGAGCUGUAUUGUGCUUCAACUUCAUGUUAAUGAACUUUUUCCAAAAGGGUUUCCUUGACUCAGUUUGAAAAUUCAUACUUCAAACUUGUAUGUUCCCUGAAGCUGAUAGUCUCAAGAAAUCUGUUCUUUUAAUUUGAAUUAAGAAGAUUUUAUAUUUUCUAAUGUUGUUUUGAUGGGAUCUAAUGGGAUGAGAUGUUAUGUGUAUUACUAUUGUUUUUAUUCUAAUUCUAAAUAUAGAGUGAAUAACUGUAAUCAUUUGGAGAAGUGAAAAUAAAUUACAUUGACCACAUUCUCUGUUGCCUGAAGCUCCAUUGCCAGGAUCUAUGCAACAUUAUUGUCUUAACUGGAGCAACACUGUACCUGUGCUUAUACUUAUGUAUUUCAUCAUCAUUCAUCAUGUACAUGUAGUGAAAAGAAAUUGUCCGAGAAAGUACCUAUCAGUGAAUGCAUAAGCGAAAUGUAGAUGAAUGAGAGUAUUGUAGAACAGUUAUCAGUUGAAUUGUUGAUGGGUGAAAUAAAGAUAGCAGAGUGGAAUAAUUUUCAGAAGAAUUUUCAAUGAGAGAAUGCUAAAAGAAAUGUGGAUGAGAGCAGUAGAUAGAAAAAAGAAAGUAUGCAUGUCUAUCAUCAAAUCAUAAUUGGCAAAUGUAUGUAGAUUAUUGACAUCACCUGCAAUGUGAAAAAUCAUGCACCAGAAGACUUCCAUCUCAAGCAAUGUUCCCAGAACAGCAUUGAUUCAGUCAAUAAAGAUCUUUGUUGCUUCUGUC